AUGAAACCUAAUUUAUUCUUCUUUAUUUUAAUUGUCAUCUCUUACAUAAUAAAAGUAUCUGGAGAUAAAGAACUUAAUAAGAAUUUAUUAUGUAAAAACAAAAAAUUAACAAACGGUCAACAAAUUCGUCAAGGAUCUUGCUCACAAACAAUACAAGGAGAAAUCCCAUCUGUCAAUAAAAUGCCAUCAACGUUAAUAAUAGAACCAAUUAAUGGUCAAAUACUAAAAUCACAACAAUCAUUUAGAGUUAAAACAAAAACUUCAAAUUUAAUAACCGGUUUCUUCACCGAUCCAAAUGAAAAAUAUUAUACCGAACCUCAACAGUUGAAAAAUGGCGUGAUCAAAGGACAUUCUCACAUUACCAUACAAAAACUUGAUGGUAAUAAUUUACCUGAUGCAAAGGAUUUUGCAUUCUUCAAAGGAUUGGAUCAACCAGAUAAAAAUGGAAUUUUAUCAGUUAAAGUAAAAGGGUUAUCACCCGGUGAUUAUAGAAUUUGUACUUUAGUCUCAUCAUUCUCUCAUCAACCUGUGAUAAUGCCAGUUGCAAAACGUGGUUCACAAGAUGAUUUUUCCAAAUGA
This is a messenger RNA of Entrophospora sp. SA101, 579 nucleotides long. NCBI's taxonomy places the organism in Eukaryota, Fungi, Glomeromycota, Glomeromycetes, Entrophosporales, Entrophosporaceae. The record is from the annotation of a GenBank genome assembly.